AUGGUAGAUGCUGGCUAUUUUAAAGGUGCGAAAGAAGGUAAAGCCAAUUGUAAUAAAACAAUGACUCAAACUUAUGAGUUAGCAGAAGAGUGCUUGCAAACAGACUAUUAUGGGGCUAAAAGAACAGCUGAAGCACUUAUUCCUCUCCUCCAGUUAUCUAAUUCGCCAAGAAUUGUUAAUAUUUCAUCUUCCAUGGGAAAGAUAAGCUUAAUACCAAUUGAUUGGGCGAAAGAAGUUUUCAGUGAUGCCAAGAGCCUAACAGAAGAAAGAAUAGACGAGGUAUUGGAGAGUUCCGGAAAGACUUUAAGGAGGGCUCACUUGAAAGCAAAGGAUGGCCUUGUCUUCACUCUGCCUAUACAGUUUCAAAAGCGACAAUGA
Messenger RNA from Malus domestica (apple), 378 nucleotides. Lineage: Eukaryota; Viridiplantae; Streptophyta; Magnoliopsida; Rosales; Rosaceae. The record is from RefSeq and is a predicted model, not a curated record.